UCUCAGCCUUCAGAGAUCAGCAGUCGCUGGGUGAUAAUGGAGCAUUUAACCCAGAUGAUGGAAAGGAGAGCUUGGCAUUCUCAGGACUCUGGCCUUUUGGAGGAAGAAGAGGAUAUGACCAGGUCUCUUGAAACAGUGACAUUUAAGGAUGUUGCUGUGGACCUCACCCAGGAGGAAUGGCAGCAAAUGAAACCUGCUCAGAGGAACUUGUACCGGGAUGUGAUGCUGGAGAACUACAGCAACCUAGUCACAGUGGGUUAUCAAGUCACCAAACCAGAUGUGAUCUUCAAGUUGGAGCAGGAAGAGGAGCCAUGGGUGGUAGAGGAAGAAAUGCUUGGGAGGCACUGUCCAGAAGUUUGGGAAGUUGAUGAACAGAUCAAGAAGCAACAGGAAACACUUGUGAGGAAAGUCACAUCCAUCUCCAAGAAAACUCUGAUUAAGGAAAAUGUCAUUGAAUGUAAAAGAGUUACAAAAAUAUUUCCUUUGAGCUCAGAUAUUCUUACUUCAAGACAAAACUUCUUUGAAUGUGACUCACUUGAUAAGGGUUUAGAACAUAAUUUAGAUUUACUUAGUUAUGAGAAGAACUGUGUAAGAGAGAAAAACUAUGAAUAUAGUAAGUACGGGAAGCCUUUUUACCAUUGCUCAUCCCAUGUUCUAACCCCCUUUAAGUGUAAUCAGUGUGGACAAGACUUCAGUCAUAAAUUUGACCUCAUCAGACAUGAGAGAAUUCAUGCUGGAGAGAAACCCUAUGAAUGUAAGGAAUGUGGAAAAGCUUUCAGCAGGAAGGAAAAUCUUAUCACACAUCAAAAAAUUCAUACUGGGGAAAAACCAUAUAAAUGUAAUGAAUGUGGAAAAGCUUUCAUUCAGAUGUCAAACCUUAUUAGACACCAGAGAAUUCAUACGGGGGAGAAACCUUAUGCAUGUAAGGAUUGUUGGAAAGCCUUCAGUCAGAAAUCAAAUCUCAUUGAACAUGAGAGAAUUCAUACUGGAGAAAAACCCUAUGAAUGUAAAGAAUGUGGAAAAUCCUUCAGCCAGAAGCAAAACCUUAUUGAGCAUGAGAAAAUUCAUACUGGGGAGAAACCUUAUGCAUGUAAUGAAUGUGGUAGAGCCUUUUCUCGAAUGUCAUCUGUUACUCUACACAUGAGAAGUCACACAGGGGAGAAACCCUAUAAAUGUAAUAAAUGUGGAAAAGCCUUCUCUCAAUGCUCAGUGUUUAUUAUACAUAUGAGAAGUCAUACAGGUGAGAAGCCCUAUGUGUGUAGUGAAUGUGGGAAAGCGUUCUCUCAAAGUUCAUCCCUUACUGUACAUAUGAGAAAUCAUACAGCUGAGAAACCCUAUGAAUGUAAUGAGUGUGGAAAAGCCUUCAGCAGGAAAGAAAAUCUCAUUACACAUCAAAAAAUUCAUACUGGAGAGAAACCAUAUGAAUGUAAUGAAUGUGGGAAAGCUUUUAUUCAGAUGUCAAACCUCAUUAGACACCAGAGAAUUCAUACUGGUGAGAAACCUUAUGCAUGUACAGUAUGUGGGAAAGCCUUUAGUCAGAAAUCAAAUCUCACCGAACAUGAGAAAAUUCAUACUGGAGAGAAACCCUAUCAUUGUAAUCAAUGUGGAAAAGCUUUCAGUCAGAGACAAAAUCUCCUUGAGCAUGAAAAAAUUCAUACUGGAGAAAAACCAUUUAAAUGUAAUGAAUGUGGUAAAGCCUUCUCUCGAAUCUCAUCCCUUACUCUUCAUGUGAGAAGUCAUACAGGGGAGAAACCGUAUGAAUGUAAUAAGUGUGGAAAGGCCUUCUCUCAAUGCUCAUUACUUAUUAUACAUAUGAGAAGUCAUACUGGUGAGAAACCUUUUGAAUGUAAUGAAUGUGGGAAAGCAUUCUCUCAAAGAGCAUCCCUUUCUAUACAUAAGAGAGGGCAUACAGGUGAGAAACCGAAAACCUACGAAUGCAAGGGAUGUAAGGAAGCUUUCAGGUGCCAAUCACACCAUAUUCAACACGAAAGAAGUCAUAAGGAAAAAGACUCUAAAUGUGGAGAAUGUGGGAAAGCUUUUAAUAGUAGGUCAGACUUGAUUAAGCAUCAGAGAAUUCAUGAAAGCAAAAAAAGUAAAGAAAAUAAGAAAUGUGCCUCUAUCCAUGGCUCUGAAACUACUAAACCUCAGAACAUUAACACUAGUGAGAAACCUCAUAAAUGUAAGGAAUGUGGGAAAGCCUUUCAUUCUAACUCACAACUCCGUAAACAUCAAAAGAUCCACAUAGGUGAGAAACCCUAUAAAUGUAAAGAGUGUAGGAAGGCCUUUCCAUCUACCUCACAACUUAAUUUACAUCAGAGAGUUCAUACUGAUGAGAAAUACUAUGAAUGUAAGGAAUGUGGGAAAGCCUUUACCCGUCCCUCACAUCUUCUUCGACAUCAGAGAAUCCAUACUGGUGAGAAACCCCAUAAAUGUAAGGAAUGUGGGAAAGCUUUCCGUUACGACACGCAACUUAGUCUUCAUCAGAUAAUUCAUACUGGUGAAAGACACUAUGAGUGUAAGGAGUGUGGGAAGGUAUAUAGUUGUGCCUCUCAACUGAGUCUACAUCAGAGAAUCCAUACUGGUGAGAAACCUCAUAAAUGUAAGGAAUGUGGGAAAGCUUUUAUCUCUGAUUCACAUCUUACUCGACAUCAGAGUGUUCAUACUGGUGAGAAACCAUACAAAUGUAAGGAAUGUGGAAAGGCCUUUCGUCGUGGCUCGGAACUUACUCGACAUCAGAGAGCUCACACUGGUGAGAAACCCUAUAAAUGUAAGGAAUGUAAAAUGGCCUUUACUUGUAGUACAGAACUUAUUCGACAUCAAAAAGUUCACACUGGUGAGAGACCCCAUAAAUGUAAGGAAUGUGGGAAGGCUUUUAUUCGGAAGUCAGAACUUACUCAUCACGAGAGAAGUCAUAGUGGUGAAAAGCCCUAUAAGUGUAAGGAAUGCAAGAAGGCCUUUGGUCGUGGCUCAGAACUUAAUCGACACCUGAAAAUUCAUACUGGUGAGAAACCUUACAAAUGUAGGCAAUGUGGGAAGGCCUUUAUUCGUGGCUCACACCUUAGUAAACAUCAAAGAAUUCAUACGGGAAAGAGGAGCUAUGAGUGUAACAAAUACGGGAAGCUCCUCUGCAGGAAGUCUGUUUUUAUCGUGCAUCAGAGAUCUCAAACAGAAGAGAAACCCUUUCAGUGUCCUUACUGUGGGAAUAACUUUAGAAGGAAGUCAUAUCUCAUUGAACAUCAACGAAUUCACACAGGUGAGAAACCUUAUGUUUGCAAUCAAUGUGGGAAAGCUUUCCGUCAAAAGACAGCCCUCACUCUACAUGAGAAAACACAUAUAGAGGGGAAGCCCUACAUCUGUAUGGAUUGUGGGAAGUCCUUCCGCCAGAAGGCAACUCUCACUAGACAUCACAAAACACAUACAGGGGAGAAAGCCUAUGAAUGUACUCAGUGUGGAAGUGCUUUUAGAAAGAAGUCAUACCUCAUUGAUCAUCAGAGAACUCACACAGGAGAGAAACCAUAUCAAUGUAAUGAGUGUGGGAAGGCAUUUAUCCAGAAGACAACUCUCACUGUACAUCAGAGAACUCACACAGGAGAGAAACCCUAUAUUUGCAGUGAAUGUGGGAAGUCCUUCUGCCAAAAGACAACCCUCACUCUCCAUCAAAGAAUUCACACUGGGGAAAAACCGUAUAUUUGUAAUGAAUGUGGGAAGUCCUUCCGCCAGAAGGCAAUCCUCACUGUUCAUCAGAGAAUACAUACAGGAGAGAAAUCCAAUGGAUGUUCUCAGUGUGGGAAAGCCUUUAGUAGGAAAUCAAACCUCAUUCGCCACCAGAAAACUCACACAGGAGAGAAACCGUAUGAAUGUAAAGAAUGUGGGAAGUUCUUCAGUUGUAAGUCAAACCUCAUUGUACAUCAAAAAACUCACAAGAUAGAAACCUUGGGAAUUCAGUAAAGGAUAUGACUUUUUGGUAAAAACUUUUGAAGUCAUAGUAAACCCUGUACAUGAUGUAGCUUGCAAAUAUAAUAAUAUUCAACAGUUUUAGGUACUAUUCCACAAAUUUACCUACUGUUUGUGAGCCUAUAUAACAAAGAAUGACUAGACAAAUGACAAUAGUCAUUGAAAAUACCACCCUAAAUUUUUUAUUAUUAGAUUCAGCAGGCAUAAGCUUCCUCUGUCAAGUUUCUACAAACAUUUAAAAUUGCUUAUUUUCAAUUUCAAAACAUACCUUGUUGUGACCCACUAAUAAGGAGUUGACCAACUGGCAGUGGUCUGUGGACCACACUGUGAGCGGAGGUGUUUUAAAGAAAGGAAGUGUGAACUGUAUUUCUCGUUGGAAAUAUGAAAUAAAAAUUAGUUGUUACCUCCUCAAAAUUUACCACAGUUCUGACUUCUAACAUUAUAAAUUAGGUUUUGCUUAUUAUGAACCU
Molecule: messenger RNA, 4424 nt
Organism: Neomonachus schauinslandi (Hawaiian monk seal)
Lineage: Eukaryota; Metazoa; Chordata; Mammalia; Carnivora; Phocidae
Product: zinc finger protein 382
Exons: 9
Coding region: 37-3948 (1303 amino acids)
Biological process (GO): regulation of immune system process; regulation of cytokine production; negative regulation of transcription by RNA polymerase II
Cellular component (GO): nucleus
Molecular function (GO): RNA polymerase II cis-regulatory region sequence-specific DNA binding; DNA-binding transcription factor activity, RNA polymerase II-specific
Source: RefSeq, a predicted model, not a curated record